Entamoeba invadens IP1 is the source of this 2763-nucleotide messenger RNA. RefSeq lists its product as hypothetical. Gene Ontology annotation, cellular component: nuclear pore; cytoplasm; nuclear matrix. Gene Ontology annotation, molecular function: tRNA binding; small GTPase binding. NCBI's taxonomy places the organism in Eukaryota, Evosea, Mastigamoebida, Endamoebidae. Gene Ontology annotation, biological process: tRNA re-export from nucleus. The transcript is spliced from 2 exons. The record is from RefSeq and is a predicted model, not a curated record. The coding region runs from base 1 to 2763 and encodes 920 amino acids.
AUGGCUGAGGCUUUUAUUGAGGCGGUUGUAGCUUACACUAACGCGCAGACCCGGAGGAAUGCAGAGGCGUAUUUGAUUCAGUUUGAGCAGAAUCCUGCGUCAUUUAACAUAGCGACACAAAUUCUUCAAAUUCCGUCGAGUCAACUGAAACCGGAGAGUGUUCAGUUAGUGUAUUACUUUGCGUUAAAGGCGAUAGAAUCGACCACCAAAAAUUAUCAAUUGUUUAAUGACGAACUUCGGUUGGCGACCGCAAAGAAUUUAUUAAAUUGGGCAAUUAAACAACAACCAGGAAUGGCUCUUAAGAAGGCGAUUCAAACGGGAGUCAAUCUCCUCUUAACAAACCCUUCACUCACACCAACUCUAUUGGUUCAAGUCAUCAUUCUUAUCAUUAGAGGAGUCUCGAACGAAAAUGAGUGUUACCCGACGCUCGUCUUGCUGGAUGAAAUCAAUGAGGCACUUAUAGAGAAGUCGAAGGCAUUUAGUACCCUGGUACCCCUCUCAAAUGCAGUCAAGGACGAGUUUCGGAAAGACGGGAUUAGUGUGGUGAUCCAAUUUCUUUUCCAAGCGAUGACGAACCAAAAAUACACGAAAGAGGCACUUGUUGUCUUCUCGUCAUAUAUUCCAUGGGUGGACAUUUCAUUCAGUACGAAUGAGGCAUUCAUGAGGUGCUUAUUUGCAUCACUCCAAGUCCCAGCACUCUUUUCCACUGGUGUUAAUGUGCUGCAGGCGAUAGUUUCGAAGGGUAUGCCAGGGGCUCAGAAGUUUCUAUUGUUACAGAAACUCAAUAUUAAUAACAGUAUUCCUCACAACAUCCCCCCUGCGAGUGAUGAGUUUGAAAAAGUCUGUAAUUUGGUGGGUGCGACGCUCUCUGAGAUAUUAGUUGCCGUAGAAAAGGAGUUUCCAGUAAAACAAAUAGUGGCGGGGAAAGUGCAAAUCACACAACAACAACUUGUGAUGGUCUUCCAAUUGAUAUCGGGAAACUUUGUGUUCUUCUUGGAAUUAUUUUCGAAAGCAGACUUGAGUACUACAAAGGAAUUUUCUGCUGUUAUUGCAAGAAUUGUGGGAGACUUCUAUGGGCCGUUACUUAAUGUACUCAUCCCACCACAAGAAGUUGCACAACUCGCGGUUUUAGUGUUUCAGACUUUGUUUGGGAAGUAUCAACAACUCAUCAGAAACGCAUUUGAGAGUGAGGAAUUGACAUUAAACGAGUUAACAACGGCACUUGCCAAUGUGUAUAAGUGUGCGACUGUUUUAGACUACUCUAAAGAGACGAUUAAAAAGUUUUUGGACGACCUUCAGCAAUAUGGUGCGACGGAUAAUGAAGGGAGUUCAGUUGUGUGUCACGCGUACUUCUUGUUACAACUGCCGGACAAGUUAUUACAGCAGAAAGAGACACAAGUGUAUAUGGGGCAACACGUUGGGAAGUACUUUAUGAAUGCGGUGCCGAAGUUACUAGUGCGGAGUGAGAGUGUGAUACUUUCUUGUGUUAUUCGGUAUCUAUCUUUCAUGGACACAAACACUGUGGAGUAUAUAGUUAACAAUGCACUUAUAGUCUGUAUGCAGAACAAACACGUCGAAGCAGUUAAAGACUUAGUCUUUCAAUAUAAGAAGCUUGGAGGGAAUGGGAAAGAAGAUUGGGUCAUUAACAUAGUGAAGCAAUUGUUAUUGAACGAAGAGGUACUAUACACACAGAAGCAGUUGAGAGAGGAGAGUGAUAUCUAUGAAAUACUUGGAGUCUUAAGUGAGAAGUAUAUGGAGUGGGUGAUCGCAAAUGUCUUCCAAGUCACGUUAACCCGGUUGAAUGAGACAUGUCGAACAAAGUCGGACUUUUGUGGGAAAUACGUCUAUAAGAAACUUGAGAACUUCGUCGAGUUCUUGCGACAAAAUCGGAAUGUCAAUAGAAUUGAAGUGCGUGGAGUCUUUGAAGGGUAUAAAUUAGUUGUUAAAGGAGUGAUGCGUGGGGAGAUCUAUAUCGAGCAAUCUUUACUGUUAGACGUGGGGAAAAAGGUGAAUGAAUUUCUUCAGCAAUGGGUGGAGAGUGUUUCGGAGCAAAGUCUAGAAAUCCCAUCCCCUCUUGAAAUGGUCCAAUACUAUGGAAGGAAUUAUGAAGGACAAAAGAUGGUAGUCAGUGUCAUGACACACAUUGCAAACAAACAACAGAAAAUGAAACAGCGAAUAGUCACUGAGGAAUAUAUCCAUGUGUUAAAGAUGUAUGUGGAAAAUAUCGGUGACAUUGAGCAACUUGGCGUCGAUACUGAAUUAUACAGAGAGAAGGUCGACGAGUUCUUAAUGAUUAUCAACUUGACCAAUUUACCCAUUCACGUUGGAGAUAUGUUGAAUUAUAUCAACUGGAGUGGAUAUAUCAAAGGACUCUUUUGCAUAUUGAAGACAUUGAAGAACAUGGAAAUGGGUAAAAUGAUAUUAAAACAUUGUGUGAGGAGCAUUGAGAUGUUUGUAGAGAGUAAUGGAAUUGUUGGGAAGAGUUUUGGAAUAUUCAAUUUUGUGGGUUUAUUUGUCGAGUUGGUAUAUCAAACAAAACUAUCGAAUUACUUCCCUAUGGGACAAGCUAUAGUAGAGGGACUUAGAGGAUUACUUACUUCUACAAAGAAACACCCCGAAAUUCUUAAUGUCUUGAAACUGUUUAUUGACAACAUCACUGAUAUUAAUAAGAAAAAUUGGAUUAGUAACUUCUUCGGAAACAUUAUGACGGUCACUCCUAAUGCUCUCUCAGUACCAGUUAUUGUCAACUUAUUGAAAAAUUAG